Thunnus maccoyii (southern bluefin tuna) is the source of this 4012-nucleotide messenger RNA. RefSeq names its product ankyrin repeat and BTB/POZ domain-containing protein 2-like. Gene Ontology annotation, molecular function: DNA binding; protein heterodimerization activity; structural constituent of chromatin. Gene Ontology annotation, cellular component: nucleosome. The record is from RefSeq and is a predicted model, not a curated record. The coding region runs from base 40 to 3174 and encodes 1044 amino acids. NCBI's taxonomy places the organism in Eukaryota, Metazoa, Chordata, Actinopteri, Scombriformes, Scombridae. The transcript has 18 exons.
CAUGUGGAGUCGUGUUUCUGUCCACCUGGUGAAUUCUAUAUGAUGUCAAGCAGUCUGUUGGUGAAAACCCUGGAGGACCUGAGCCUAGAUCCGGGCUAUGUGGCCGGGGACCCCUGCCCGUCCCUCAGCCUGUCCUCCUCCGGCAGGUCGAGGCAGUCUCAGCCCCACACGAGCACCCCUCACCGGGGUCCCUGGUGGCAACACGCCGGCUCUCUGUACAGCAGGAACGGCAGCUGGGACACGGUGAGCUCGCUGCAGGAGGACGCGGCGGACAUCCUGGCCAAGUGUCCCUGCCUGCCCGAACUGGAGGAGUAUCCCUGGACCGAGCAGGAGCUGCGGGAGGUUGUGCGUAAAGUCGCCGGCUCGGAUGCGUCGUUCAGCGGGGAGGCAGUGCACCGGCUGUCAGUUCUGCUCCGGAGGGCUUUGGUGCGGAUCUCCAGAGAGGCGCAGCGGCUGAGUGAGCUCCACAGGCGGUGCACACGCCUGGAGGUCCAGAGCGCGGUGAGGCUGGUGCUGAGCUGGACUCUGGCCGAGAGGUGCAUCUCCUCCGCGGUGAAGGCUGUGUCCCUGCACUGCAUGAACUCCGGGGACACCGCGUGUCAGCGGGGCAAGUCCGCGCGCUGCGGGUUGACGCUCUCCGUGGGCCGCUUCUUCAGGUGGAUGGUGGAGACGCGCGUGUCGGUGAGGGUGCACGAGUACGCCGCCCUGUGCAUGGCAGCGUGCGUGGAGAGUUUGGCGGAGGAGGUGACAGGACGGGCACUGAAGGCGGCGAGGCUGACCGCAGAGGAGGAGGGGCAGCGGGGCGGCGGGGUCACCUGCGUCCCGGUGACGGUGGAGCUGCUGGACGGAGCCGUCAACAACGACGCGGAGCUGUGGGGGCUGCUGCAGGUCUACGAGCAUCUGAUGUGUGGAAAAAAUGCAAAUGGUGAGCUGUCGCUGCCGGCCCAUGUCAGCCCGUACACAAAGGUUCCUGAGGAUGCAGUGGAGAGCAGGGAGGACGCCUACAUCCAGCUGGAGCUGCGAACGCUGGAACAGUCACUGCUCGCCACCUGUGUGGGCAGCAUCGCAGAGCUCAGUGAUCUGGUGUCUCGAGCGAUGCAUCACAUGCAGCGUCUGCGCAGCUCGAGCCCCUUCGUCAGCCCCGCUCGUUCAGCCAAUCAGCUGUCGGUAUCCUGGGCCCCGGACGCCCUCCGCACGCUCUACUACUUCCUGUCCAGCCAGCAGAUGGAGUCGCUGGAAAAUCCCAAUCUGGAACCUCCGACCGUGACGCUGAGCAGAGAGAGGCCGUUCCUGCUCCUCCCUCCUCUCAUGGAAUGGAUCCGGGUCGCCGUGGUGCACGCUGAACAUCGCUGCAGCCUAUUGGUGGACAGCGAUGAUGUCAGACAGACGGCCAGGCAGCUCCUCCCAGGACUGGACUGUGAGCCCCGACAGCUGAAGUCUGAGUGCUGUUUCCAGUCCUUCAAGUGUCUGGAUGCAGAAGCUGCUUCAGCCAAGUUCCAGCUGGAUCUGGGCUUCAGGAUGCUCUCGUGCGGCCGAGCAGACCUGGUCCUUCAGGCCACACUGCUGCUGGGAGCCGACGGGGUCGACACCAUGGACGACCAGGGAAUGACUCCUCUGAUGUACGCCUCUGCAGCAGGAGAUGAAGCACUGGUGCAGAUGCUCAUAGAAGCCGGAGCUCACCUGGACCUGCAGGUCCCGGGCUGCUCGGCCAGACACCCGUCUGUUCACCCCGGCAGUCGGCGCUGGGCGGCUCUGACGUUCGCCGUGCUGCACAGUCACCUCUCUGUGACUCAGCUGCUGCUGGAGGCCGGAGCAGACGUGGAGGGUGGAGCCCUGCUGGACGGUCAGGAGAGCUCCGCUGAGACGCCGCUACAGCUCGCUGCUGCUGCAGGUUUCUACGAGAUGGUGAGUUUGCUGCUCACUUAUGGUGCAGACCCUCUGCUCAGAGUGCAUCAUGGGAAUUCUCUGACAUCACCGCUGUAUGAGGACAUGAACUGCUUCAGCUACGCUGCAGCACACGGACACAGGAAUGUUUUGAGGAGGCUGCUUCUGCAGCCUCAGCACAGGAAGGAAGACAUCCUCUCUCUGGAGGAGAUCCUGGCUGAAGGAGUAGAGGAGGAAGAGGAGAAGGAAGCCAGAAGUCACACCAGACUCGCUCCAGCUCCUGACUCCUCGAGCCCUGCUCCCAGGCUUUGUAAGGCCAGGAUGAAAGCCCUGCAGCAGGCGGCGUACUACAGCGCUGAGCACGGCUACCUGGAUGUAACCAUGGAGCUCAGAGAGAUGGGUGUUCCCUGGAGGCUCCACAUCUGGCUGCAGUGUCUCCACAGAGCGCAGCAGCUGUCCAGAGAUGAAGUCACCGUCUCCCUCCUCACAGAGUUCCCCUCCAUCAGGACGGAGGACUACAGCCCUGAACUCCUCUCCACAGGCGUACCGCUCAUGUUCAGCAUGUUAGAAACCAGCAAGGACUACGUGAUCACCAAGAGGCUGACGUCGGUGUUUUCUCACUGCUACGGCUGCUCUCCCGUUCCUCGCGUCCUUCCCAUGGACGUCACUCUGUCCACACAGCUGGAUAUUCAUUUCCUGAACAAUCAGGAGAUGUCCGACGUGACGUUCAUGGUGGACGGUCGUCCGUUCUUCGCUCACCGGGUGUUGCUGAUGUCGGCCUCUGAACGGUUUCGACAGAUGCUCAGCGAUUCCCCCGACAACAUCGUCCACAUCAGUCACAUGACCUACAGCACGUUCCAGAUGAUGAUGAAGUCUCUGUACUGCGGAGGGACGGAGGGACUGACUGUCUCACACUUUGAAGCCAUGAAGCUGCUGCCUGUAGCCAGUUUCUUCCAGCUCAGAGGUCUGCUGAGGUGCUGCGAGAUGAAGCUGUCGCAAAGUCUGACUCUUGAUAACGUCGUCAACAUCUACCAGACCGCCAAGCAUCACGGAGCAGCUGAACUCUGCAGGUUUUGUGAAGGAUUCUUCCUGCAGAACAUGGAUCGGCUCCUGGACAGAGAGGACUUCCACCGCCUGCUGCUGGGAGGGGUCGGUCAGGAGCUGCUCUGCCCGGGGACGGGCAACCGAUCUGGACCGGGACAGGACCGGAAGCAGCCGGUCCUCCUGAGGGAUCUGGAGGUCACACUGAUACACAGACUUUACACCCUAAACUCAGCGUGUCGAGAGUAGAAACGCUGCAGCGCUGGACUGUGUGUGUUAAAAACAGAUGUAUGUGUGUUUGGGAAUAGUAGCCAUAUACUGUGUUUCUACCUUAGUCUUCUUAGGGAGAACAUAUUAGUGUAGCGUAAAAGAGUAGACUAGACCUGCUCUAUGUGAAAAGUGCCCUGAGAUCACUUCUGUUGUGAUUUGGUGCUUUAUAAACAAAAUGGAACUGGAUUGAAUUAGAGUAGAAGAAGAACAGACUGUAAACAUCGACUGCUUGAACAAGUUUUUCUCUUAAUCUCGACACAAGUGAACAUUUCUGCAGCUGAGGAGAGAUGAUCCGAAUCAAUUAGAUGAAGAAAAUUUUACAAUUUUGAUAACUGAUUAAGUCAUUUAUCAAGUGAAAUUAACAAACAUUCUGGUUGCAAUUUUUCCACUUUGAGGAUUUUCUGUUUGCUGUCACUAAGAAUCAAAUACAUUUGUGUUUCUUUGACUGUUUAUCAGACAAGAGGAGCAACUUGAAGACAUCACAUUUGGCUCUAGUAAGCUGUGACAGGCAUAAUGACAAAAUUAUUAAUAAAUCUUUUUGAGGUUUCGCUUGUGUCAGGCUUUUAAAACCUCAGACGUUACCUCAGGCCACUUAAAAAAAAAAAAUAACAAACUUUACCAAAGCUGCAUCAGAGUCCUGUUAACUUGUCACAGCAGAGCAACAGCUGACAUAUCAGUUCUCACUUAAAGUACAUCAAAGUGUCGUCAAUAUUCUCCUUUUUCCAUUCAAUGUUGGAUUUCACCAAACAAUUUUAACUUGUAUAUUUAAAGAUUUAACUCUCCAAACUACACUGCCACCACAGAAUGAGGAAGAAUU